This is a messenger RNA of Malaya genurostris, 1517 nucleotides long. RefSeq names its product cyclin-C (gene CycC). Gene Ontology annotation, cellular component: mediator complex; nucleus. Gene Ontology annotation, molecular function: cyclin-dependent protein serine/threonine kinase regulator activity. The record is from RefSeq and is a predicted model, not a curated record. Lineage: Eukaryota; Metazoa; Arthropoda; Insecta; Diptera; Culicidae. The transcript is spliced from 2 exons. Gene Ontology annotation, biological process: positive regulation of transcription by RNA polymerase II. The coding region runs from base 94 to 891 and encodes 265 amino acids.
UGUUUUCAAAAAGUGACAAGGAAAAUUGCUAUCGUAGUGAUCCGGGUUAGAAUAUAAACUGUUGAGAUUCUCGUAUAACCUGAUAAGACCGUAAUGGCAGGUAACUUUUGGCAAAGUUCCCACCAUCAACAAUGGAUUUUGGACAAGCAGGAUUUAAUUCGAGAACGGCAACAUGACCUAAAGUCGCUUACCGAAGAAGAGUAUCAAAAAGUGUUCAUGUUUUUUGCAAAUGUAAUUCAAGUACUCGGAGAACAGCUUAAAUUACGCCAACAAGUCAUUGCCACUGCUACCGUGUAUUUUAAACGAUUCUAUGCAAGAAAUUCUCUCAAAUGUAUCGAUCCGUUACUGCUUGCACCGACUUGCAUAUUGCUUGCUUCGAAGGUAGAAGAGUUUGGUGUCAUUUCCAACUCCCGGCUAAUUACUACUUGUCAGACGGUUAUUAAAAACAAGUUCAGCUACGCAUAUCAACAGGAGUUUCCAUACCGAACGAAUCACAUUUUGGAAUGUGAAUUCUAUCUAUUGGAGAAUUUAGACUGCUGUUUAAUCGUAUAUCAGCCUUAUCGACCAUUGCUCCAACUGAUUCAGGACAUAGGCCAGGAGGAGCAGCUGCUUACGCUAACAUGGCGACUAAUAAAUGAUUCCUUGAGAACGGAUGUCAGUUUGCUGUAUCCUCCAUAUCAGAUUGCUCUAGGUUGUAUGCAGAUAGCAUGUGUUAUUCUCCAGAAAGAACUGAAGGCUUGGUUUGCUGAAUUGAAUGUCGAUAUGGAAAAGGUUCAAGAAAUUGCUCGCGCUAUUCUAAAUCUAUUUGAACUUUGGAAGAGCUACGAUGAAAAGGAAAUUCAAGGGUUACUGGAAAAAAUGCCUAAACCAAAACCAGCUCCGCAACGGUGAUUCUUUGUAAUCAAAUUUAAACAAACUAUCCUAUGCUCUCGACUAGAAUUAUGGUGAAAUGAAAUGCUGUUCGUAAUAAGUUUGUGUUAAUUUUACCACGAAUAUUAAUUUUCAAGUAUGUUUUAAAGCUUGUUUCUCAUUAGCAUAUAUACAAACAUUUAUUAGUAUUUUUUCGAAAGAAUGAACUGAUAGAUUAAAUAAUUGCACAGUUUCGUAGAAGUACUAUAAAUCUAACAAAAUAAAGAGUUCUAGUUGACAAGCUGGAAAUAUACAAGAAUCAGAUAUAGUGGAUAAUGACUAUAUUUAACACCAACAUUAUUGCGAUUUUUCCAUUAUAAAUUCUUUAAAUUGUCAAGUUGAAUGAUGAUUGCAUUUCAAUAACUCCAAAGAUUAAAGCCGUCGUACAGGUUUAAUUUCAAACUCACUGAAACAUAACGGUGGAGAUAAUUAUGGAAGAUUAAAAUUUUAUUGUCAUGAUUUCGGAUAUUUUGAACCACAAAACACUAAAUCAUACUAAUAUUGCGGAAAAUAUAUGUAAAUUGUUCUUCAUAAGACUGAUAUGCGUGUAUUUCGAUAUACAUAGUAAGAGUAUCACAUGAUUAUAGUAAUGCAUAUUGACGUCGUCG